GAUUGUCAUCCUGCAGACAUAAUAAGUCUCUAUCAACUCACAAUUUAUGUCAUCGAACCUCAAUCGGCCUUGUUUUAACAUUGAAAUCACGGAGAGAAAAUUGUCUAACCCAAGCUUUAGAAAAUCUGGUUGAUCGGAACAAAAGAAAGAGGAGCACUUAUUCAAUCACGAAACGCCAAUCAUUGCUUGGACCCAUCGAAUUCAUUCCAACAGCUCUCAUUGCGGAAAGCAACAGCUAUUUACGUUGAUUCAGAUGUCGAAAUAAGAUUUGAUCUUCUCGAAAAAAGCUCGACAAAGCUUCAAUACCUAUCGCAUAUCUUUCACCAACUACAAUGGGCCAUUUCCCACUUCAAACAUGGCUCCUGUGCCUAGGAGCUCUGGGCGCAAUAGCUCAAUCGCCAUAUCGACCACAAGAACCAAUAAACGAUCCUCAUAAGUAUGCGAAAGCAUGUCCGGACUAUAAGAAAUAUUCGACCUACAGGCAUGGGCCAUUAUCUGAUGGACCUAUGGAAUUGCCUUUUCAACGGCCUGCUGAGGAAUGUCGAACAUUCUCCUCGCCUUUGGUGGAGAAGGUCAUCGAUGACAUGUCACUUAAGAUGGUUAACAAGGACCUUGCUAGACUGUUCGAAAAUGCUUUCCCCAAUACUCUCGAUACAACUGUACGAUGGCACGUCGACGGAACCACAAAGCACACGGAACUGAAGGCGAGGAGUGUUCAAAGCAAUCAGAAAUGGCAGGGAGCGCAGUCAUUCGUGGUUACGGGAGACAUCAAUGCGGAGUGGCUCAGAGAUUCUACAAACCAAUUGCUACAGUAUCAGCCUUUGUCAAACAAAGAUCCAGCUAUUUUCAAUCUUAUAUUGGGAGCUAUCAAUACACAAGCAGAGUAUGUUAUACAGUCGCCAUAUUGCAACGCAUUUCAACCUCCCCCGCCCUCGAAGCUUGCCGCAUCGCAAAACGGACAAGAUGACAAUGUCCACCCCGCAUACGAACCCUCUUUCGUCUUCGAAUGUAAAUACGAGCUAGAUUCCCUUGCCCAUUUUCUAGCUUUAGGAAACGCAUUCUACAACCACACUAAAUCAACUGACUUUAUCAAUUCACGGUGGUUGACUGCACUAGAUACCCUUCUCAUGGUCAUUGAGCAACAGUCCGAAUCUAGCUUUGAUUCGAAGACUGGUCGUUUCCAACGUAAUGCUUAUACAUUCAGCCGUCGCACCGACCAGGGAACCGAAACUCUACCAUUGUCCGGUGUCGGAAAUCCCUUAAAUUACGGUACAGGCUUGAUACGGAGCGCAUUCCGCCCUUCGGACGAUACUACGAUUCUAGGCUUUUUCAUCCCAGCGAAUGCUCAGAUGUCGGUCGAAUUGAAACGUACUGCCGAGAUCCUCAAAGUAGCCAAACGCUCCGAUCUAGCUCAAACUCUCGAGAAACGCUCACAAAGUAUCAAAGAUGGCAUUAUGAAGCAUGCAGUCGUACAACACAAGAAAUGGGGUAAAGUAUUUGCAUAUGAAGUAGAUGGCUAUGGUGGACAGAUCCUCAUGGACGAUGCCAACGUGCCUAGUCUUCUCGCCCUGCCAAUCCUCGGUUUCUGCAGCAAUGACGACCAAAUCUAUAAAAACACUAGAAAGAUGAUUUUAUCCAAAGAAGGAAAUCCAUACUAUCUCGAAGGAAAGGCAUUUAAAGGUAUCGGAGGCCCACAUAUUGGCCCCGAGAAUGCAUGGCCUAUGUCUUUACUGUUACAAGCCAUGACUAGCAACAAUGAUGACGAGAUUAUGGAGUGUUUGAACUUAGUUUUGAAAGCGAGUAGAUUGGGACUGAUUCACGAGAGUAUCAAUGUCAACCGUAUACAGGAGUAUACGAGGAGUUGGUUCGCAUGGGCUAACUCAGUCUAUGCACAAACAAUCCUCGAUCUCGCAAAACGGAAACCCCAUCUUUUGUUUGGGGAGGGCGCUGAUCCUUAUGACAUUGAAACUUGAUAUUUUUGAUUGUUAAGGAGCAACUUGUAUGUGUAUUAAGUAUAGAAGCAAUGAUCAUGCUUCGAUUGGAGUUAUGUUUAUGGAGGGAGUUAUCUGGGCGUAUUAGCCGGAUCAUGCUUGUUGGCGAAGCAAGACAGAUUACAUACAUGUAUUUGAUAUCCUACAAAGAAAAGUCACAUCUGAAUGCAAUAUUUACA
Molecule: messenger RNA, 2170 nt
Organism: Botrytis cinerea B05.10
Lineage: Eukaryota; Fungi; Ascomycota; Leotiomycetes; Helotiales; Sclerotiniaceae
Exons: 2
Coding region: 333-1973 (546 amino acids)
Biological process (GO): carbohydrate metabolic process
Source: RefSeq, a predicted model, not a curated record